Molecule: messenger RNA, 1366 nt
Organism: Sebastes umbrosus (honeycomb rockfish)
Lineage: Eukaryota; Metazoa; Chordata; Actinopteri; Perciformes; Sebastidae
Product: 15-hydroxyprostaglandin dehydrogenase [NAD(+)]-like
Exons: 7
Coding region: 111-887 (258 amino acids)
Cellular component (GO): cytoplasm
Molecular function (GO): oxidoreductase activity, acting on the CH-OH group of donors, NAD or NADP as acceptor
Source: RefSeq, a predicted model, not a curated record
UCCUCGCCUCUUAUGCUGCUGUUUCCUGCAGAGAUCCUCCAGCUGUGAAAGCCUCCUUUCUCUAUUAUCCCUAUUAUCUCUACAUUUGACUAACUAAGUGAACAGCUGACAUGGCGGUAGAAGGUAAAGUCGCUGUAGUGACUGGAGCAGCGAUGGGAAUAGGAAGAGCAAUGACUGAGAUACUCCUGAAAAACGGUGCCACGGUAGCCCUCCUUGAUGUGAAUGAAACUGCUGGAAAGAGUUUAAUAGAAGACCUAAACAAACAAUUUGGACGGGAGAGAACUUUGUUCCUGAACUGCAAUGUUGAAUCAGAGGAGCAAGUCAAAGCUGCCUUUCAGACAACCGCAGAAACCUUUGGAGGAAUAGACAUCCUGUGCAACAAUGCUGGCAUCUUGGAUGAGACCACGUGGGAGAAAACUGUCUCCAUAAACCUUAUGGGUGUUAUCAGGGUAGCCUACCUGGCCAUGGAGCACAUGAGCAAGUUGAGUGGAGGUCGGGGCGGGGUCAUCGUCAACACGGCAUCCUUGGCAGGUAUUGGCCCUCUGCCAAGCUGUCCUGUCUAUACAGCCACCAAGCACGGAGUCGUCGGCUUCACUCGAGCCAUGGGGGCUGCCUCUACCGCAUCAGGUUACGGUAUUCGGUUCAACGCCCUUUGCCCAGGUUUCGUCCAAACGGACCUCUUCUCUGCUAUUCCAUCCAAACUGGGGCGAUUCUCCCACCUGGUUGAUGUAUCCCAACAAUUAGUAGAUAAGUUUGGGAUAUUAACUGCGUCUGAGAUAGCAGAGUCCUUCCUGGAGCUGGUGACGGAUGAGACGAAGAACGGAGAGGCCUACGUGGUGUUCCCUAAAGGAAAGCAAUACGUGAAUUUUCCUUCAUUAAUCCCGUAGAUCUCUGACAAACCACAACAUUUCUGGAUGUUGUAAACAAAACUGCACCACUUCUCUGUGUUGAUGUACAAACUAAAACUCAAGUGCCUUUUUGUACAGCAGACAAGGAGUUUCAGCUAAAAUAUUUUUAUGAGUGAUCAAUGAACAUGGGAGGUCUAGGCUUGUUUAAUAAUGAACUGUAAUGAUUGAUUUUGCUAACUACGAUACAUGUGGACAAGUGUGUCCCUGCACAUGUUAACCUUUAACAGACCACCAAAAGAUUUCUGUGACGUGAUUAAACUCCAGGAUGUAAUUUUAUGUAAUGACCACAAGGUGCCACUAUUUCACUGGCAAAUAUGUCCAUCAUAAUCAUCCAAAUUACCCCAAAAAAUGUUUUCUCACUUAGCACUUCCUGCUCAAUUUAUUCCAUAAUCACACGUGAUUCUGCACAUAAUAUCACAUAAUUAUAGUUUAUACAUAAUAAAUAUAUUCAUACACAA